GCCAGAUAUCCAACCAAGGAGCUUCUAGUCCAGUGCCUUUCAAAGCUCUGGGAAUCCAUGGGAGAACAGGGUGAAGGGGAACGAUGCUCGAAGCUGUUCGUCGGCAAACCCUCGGGGACAACGGCAGGAGUAGAGGGCUUUUUUACCACUGACGGAGUCUUCGUGUACGGCACCUUCCAGGUCACGCCGGAGAGCGCCGCGGAUGUGGUGGAUAUCCUGGCGCACAUCCUGGUGCAACCUUGCCUUGUGAUAACGGAUAUACCAUGCAAGAUCGUACCGAUUGCGGAACGACUUUUUCCCGGUCUACUGCAAGACGGCGGCGUCCUGCCACGGGAUGCCGAAGGCCAGGUUUGCUUAAAAGAACUGCAACACAUUGGCGCCCACGCGUACGAGUUUCCCGACGAGCACGAGGUCAAGGUGCCUCCGAUGGGAUUCCCAACCGCGGCUUUUACCUUGGGGGCCAGCCCCGUCCAGCCCGAGCAGCCAGACCAGCCAGACACCGUGUACGCCGCAUAUGCCGCCGCAGAGACUGCACCCGGCGUUCAACCGCACGUCGACUUCCGCAGUCUCCUUCGACGUGCGGCCGAUGCUCAGGACCGUGCGAGAACGGUUGCGGAUCCGUCAUCCUCGCUUAUGCGCAUCAGCGAUCUUGCAGAGAGUACCCUCAACGGUCUACACAAGCGAGGGUGGUACGCCAUGACCCUCUACGAAGUGGUACUGCUGUAUUAUCUCUGGUUUCAGGCAACUGGGUGGGCCACUCCGGAGGGCGAGGCCCCCGGGGCGGUAGCGGGGGCGGAAGGAGAGGGGGGUAGGGGGGGAGACAACACUCCACCACUUCGGGAGAUCUCGGAGUUGUCGCGAUCCGAGCUUGCCACGAUUACUUCGUACCUCAAGGGGGUUCUGAGGGUGGCGGUGGGGUUGGCUGAAGCGACUGAAGCCACAAGCCUCUCACUGGGGUUGCCUGAGUUCCUGACGGACGAUGUGCUGUACAUUGAAGUGGCCGAGGGAGGGGCUGAAGAUGAUACGGGCGAAGAGGCUGACGACACUGGUCCUACCCCGGUCUUAAGAGACUUGGAGGGCAUCGUCGAGCUUUAUCACGAGAGGAAGGCCCGGUACAUCACCCGCCUCCUGGGCGCCGAACCCGACGGCGACGCAUCCGAGCGCGCAUACCGUUUAAUCCGAUCAGGGGUCGGUUUUGGCGUGGCCGAACACUCGGUAAAAGCUCUGCAGAUCGCGCUUUCGAGCGACUGUGUGGGCGGGGGGGUAGGCGAGGAUGGAAAGCUACCAGGCUACAGCAUCGACUUCAACUUCAAGCGGACCCCGUCGUAUGACAACUACGGCCACUUUUAUGGUGGCAAAAGAGUAGGGCUUUGGCUAGGACCGGACGGGCCGCAUGAGGGCAACCACCAGGGCUCCUGCCAAGCCAAGUUUGGAGGCCUUACACGGUGCCGCCAGAUCACCGGCACCAACUGCAACCCUCACGAACAAAACCACUCGAAGAAGAUCAAGUUUCUACCCAGUGUCACCGGCAUGGGCUUCGACACAUUCACGUUCAACGUCACCUUGAUCAACGAGUUGGAAAACGUAAAAAUCAACCGCAAGACUUGUACUUUGGCCGUCUCAAGUGCAAGUGGUCACCCCCGCCACCGACUGCCGGCCUGCCGUAAAGAAGUGUGGUCUUGUGGGCGCUGCUUCUGCAGCAAGCCUCUUAUGAGGUCGUUCGACAAGCUCGGUAAAUUGUGUAUUAGUUACAUGUAAUUGGGGUCAGUGUUGGUAGGCGGCAGUAUUUCACGGGGUCGCCGUUGCCAACGGAUGCAUAUCGAUAGUAUCGUCGCGUUGAGUUGUGAAUCACUUGGGUGGUGGCUCUUACGCCUGCUGCGAACAGGGGAAUGGGGGGCGUGUUGCAAAAUUCCUGAAAACCAUCCGACUACAUCGUUCUCAUAUCGUCCAUAUCGUUCACACACCGGUGUUGUUGUGCUUGGCGCUCUGGUGCUCUGGCCGGCGAAGAAUCAAAUUCUGGAACCCGCACGUGUCAGAGGUAUCAUACAGAGGAUGGUUAAAUAUGUAGUUGAGGGGCAUUCUCCACUUUCAGGCCCACUUCAACCUUGAAUAUCUUUGCCCUCCUUUUUGUUUUUAAACCGGCCAGCAAGCAGAGAGGUGCGGGAGAGGUGCAGGGAGAGGGAGGGGCCAGGGAACUUGUGUAGACUGGAUUUCUGUCAAGUGCGUCUGUACGCCUGCUGUUGCAACGCUUUACCAGCUCCACAAUCGAUCUGCCGUACGUUAAACACGCCCACUUUUCAACAAACCAAUACCUUUGUUUAGGACGCAAGAUCUGGAGCCCAGCUUCUGCUGGCGUCAUACCUUGGUGGACCACUGUUGUAAUCAGCGGACUACGGACGUCGACGCUCUGUCUGUCUCUAUGCGCUACCCAGAGUAGUACUGAUCCACCGUCUGUCCAGCCUCUGCUGUAACUAUUUAUAAAGACGGCGUGUUCGUCUUGCAUCCCUGUUUUCGGCAGCCGCGCUGGCCGCGCUAUAAACGAGCUGCAUAAACCGGUUUGUGUGAGUGUGUUUCCGCGUUUGAUAUUAUGGGCUGCGGGGGCUAGGUGCGGAGAGGCCCGGAGGCCAGUUGAGGCGAGUAGAGGCUCAGUAGAGGCGUAGAAGCAACGCGAAAACGAGAGAGGCAGGGAUCGCCAGCCGGAGAGAGAGAGAUAGAGACCCGCGACCAUAAACAGCCAGCAGCUCCCAGCCAGCAGCUCCCAGCAGCGAGCCAGCGCGCCAGCCAGCCAGAGGAGCCAGCCAGCCAGCAGCAGCCUCAGCAGCCGCCAGCACAGCUGGCACAGCGAGCACAGCAAGCAAGAGGUUCUCAAGAAGGGUUCCAAAUCCUGAACCUAUUUUGUGUACCGAGAAUAUUCCAUAAACUUUAUUUUGUCGACAAAGGGGUAAGCA
This is a messenger RNA of Ectocarpus sp. CCAP 1310/34, 2948 nucleotides long. The record is from the annotation of a GenBank genome assembly. Lineage: Eukaryota; Phaeophyceae; Ectocarpales; Ectocarpaceae.